UUCAUCACUCUACUUUUUACAAGUGAACUAUAUUCUGUUGACACAUCGACACGUGUGACAAUCUCUUUGGGCAGAACCAAAAGCCCAAACCCGGAAAUUGAGAAGUAUAUAAUUCCUACGUGCUCCCUUCUUGCUCUGGAUUUUUCUGCUGUUAUUACAGCUGCAAAAUACUUUGGAAUGUCAAGAGCAGGUCAUUCAGUGCACGUUUUUGCGACGCUAUUUUUUUCCCCCUCAUCACAGCGUCGCCGAAUGCGUGCAGGAACCCGCAGGAGAGUGUGCUCUGCAUGCAAACCCGCCGACCACUAUAAUCAAUAAGCUAUCACGAGUCCUAAUCGUUCUAUCGUGCAUUUUCCACGAUGUGUCAAUUCAUUUUUAAUCGGCGUACGGGCUGUCAGUUGCUUUGCUUUUGACCCCUGAGGAUUAGCCAAAUAAUAUUAAUGCUCUACCCAAAUCGCCAAGUCAGCAACCAGUUGGCGGAACAUUUUCUAAUUACUGAUGGAAAACCACGCGAAACAAAUACAAAUGUUAUUGAAACAGACGUUCAAACUCCCACUUAAGGUAAUCCUCCCCACCAAAUUGACCAUGGACACGUUUAAAAACAAGUUCGACGCAACCUUGGUUCACGUUAAUUUUCAACACGGUAUUUUAUGAUGAAGGGUGGGAGCACAUUUUCUGCUGGUUAUAUUUAUUUUAGGAUCAUUUCUCAUACCCGAUAACUCUUAAUCACGAAUAACCCAUAAAUGUUUAAUUUAAUGACCUGUGUUGUUUGUUUAUAGGUACGCCGUGGCUUUUCAUCGUCUGAAACUGUCCUGCCACAAGUUUGCGGGUCUCUCAUACGGCCGAUGGGGACGACGUGGAAGCAAAACUUCAGUACAUGGACGAUGAGAUUGAUUACAAGGAUCCCUGCAAAGCCGCUGCCUUUUUGGGAGACAUUGCCUUGGACGAAGAAGAACUCCUCAUGUUCAAAGAUGCUCUCAGAACAGAAAGCGCCCGACUAAAUAACGCCGCAUCAGUCAGAAGUAAGCGAGCAGCAGUUAGGCAAAGCUCCCGUCAGCAUCCCAGCGGACGGAGGAGGAGGAGGAGGGCGGCCACCUCCAGAUCUGAGCGGAUUUGGCCCGACAGCCUCAUCCCGUAUGUGAUCAGCGGUAAUUUCAGCGGUAGUCAGAGAGCCAUUUUCCGCCAGGCCAUGCGUCACUGGGAGAAGCACACUUGUGUAACGUUCAUGGAGAGGACGACUGAAGAGAGCUACAUUGUUUUCACAUACAGACCUUGCGGGUGUUGCUCUUAUGUGGGAAGGAGAGGCGGUGGUCCCCAGGCCAUCUCUAUCGGGAAAAACUGUGAUAAGUUUGGCAUCGUGGUGCACGAACUUGGUCAUGUGAUCGGUUUCUGGCACGAACACACAAGACCAGACCGGGACGAACAUGUCAGCAUCAACAGGGACAACAUUCAGCAAGGGCAGGAAUACAAUUUCCUGAAAAUGGAACCGGGCGAGGUUGACUCACUCGGUGAGGUGUAUGACUUUGGCAGUGUCAUGCAUUACGCCAAGAAUACGUUCUCAAGAAGGGUCUUCUUGGACACAAUUCUGCCCCGUUAUGAUGUUAAUGGAGUGCGACCCUCUAUUGGACAGCGGCUCAAACUUAGCAAAGGAGAUAUUACACAAGCUCAAAAACUCUACAAAUGCGCAAGAUGCGGAGAGACUUUGCAAGACAGUGCCGGAAACUUCUCCUCCCCUGAUUUCCCCAACGGCUACUCUGCAUAUAUUCAUUGCGUGUGGAGGAUCUCGGUCACGCCUGGAGAAAAGAUCGUUCUAAAUUUCACUACCAUGGAUGUCUUCGAGAGUCCCUCGUGCUGGUACGACUACGUGGAGGUUCGAGACGGCUUCUGGAAAAAAGCUCCACUGAAAGGUCGUUUCUGCGGAAACGCAGUACCAGAUGUGAUCGUCUCAAGUGACAGUCGACUCUGGGUUGAAUUUAGGAGCAGCAGUAGCUGGGUGGGAAAAGGCUUCUCGGCCAUCUAUGAAGCCGUCUGUGGCGGGGAGGUGGUGCGGGACAGCGGCCAGAUUCAGUCCCCCAACUAUCCCGAUGAUUACCACUCCAACAAAAUGUGUGUGUGGAAAGUCACGGUGGCAGAGGGUUAUGAAGUGGGUCUCGCCUUUCAGUCGUUUGAGCUUGAGACUCACGACAGCUGUGCCUACGACUAUGUGGAAGUGAGGGACGGAGGCUCGGCACGCAGCCCGCUGCUUGGCCGCUUCUGCGGCUGCGACAAACCAGACAACAUCAAAAGCAGCACCAACCAACUCUGGCUCAAGUUUGCAUCUGACGUCUCGGUCAAUAAGGCCGGGUUCUCUGCCACGUUCUUUAAAGAGAUGGAUGAGUGUUCCCAACCUGAUAAUGGCGGCUGCGAACAGCACUGCCUGAACACUCUGGGCAGCUACAGAUGCGCCUGCGAUCCUGGAUAUGAACUGGCCGCAGACAGGUCAAGCUGCGAGACAGCAGCCUGCGGCGGCUUUCUCACCGAAAUGAACGGCUCCCUCACCACCCCCGGGUGGCCGAAGGAAUAUCCGCCCAACAAAAACUGCGUGUGGCAGCUGGUGGCACCCGUCCAGUACCGCAUCACUCUCGUGUUUGACGUGUUUGAGACCGAAGGCAACGAUGUUUGCAAAUACGAUUACGUGGAGGUGCGCAGCGGCGCCAGCGCCAACUCCGAACUUCACGGGAAGUUCUGCGGAGCAGAGAAACCCGAGGCCAUCGCCUCGCUGCACAACAACCUGAGGGUGGAGUUCAAGUCUGACAAUACUGUCUCCAAGAGAGGAUUCAAGGCUCACUUUUUCUCUGAUAUGGACGAGUGCUCGCAAGAAAACGGCGGUUGCCAGCAUGAAUGUGUGAACACCAUGGGAAGCUACAGAUGUCAGUGCCGCAGUGGCUACAUGCUGCAUGACAACAAGCGCGACUGCAAGGAAGCGGGCUGCGAUCUCGCGCUAAACGGCGCGUCGGGCACAGUCAGCAGCCCCAACUGGCCUGAGAAGUACCCCAGCAAGAAGGCCUGCACUUGGACUCUGUCCACCACUCCGGGCCAUCGGAUCAGACUCGCCUUUGACGACAUCGACAUGGAGGCUCAUUUGGAGUGUGCUUACGACCAUUUGGAAAUCUUUGACGGGAGCGAUGUCCGUGCGCCGAGACUGGUUCGCAUCUGCGGUACCAGGAAGCCUUCUCCCGUCAUCUCCAGUGACAACGCCUUGUUCUUGCGCUUCUUCUCAGACAACUCGGUACAGAAGAGAGGCUUUCUUGCCUCCUAUUCAGCAGGCUCCUCUUUUUCACUCUCUAAUUUUGUGGUCGCUCCAGAAUGCGGAGGAAACCUUAGCGCUGAGGUCAAGACAAAAGAUUUGUACUCUCAUGCACAGUUUGGAGACAACAACUAUCCGGGUGGCUCCGACUGUUUGUGGGUCGUCUCCGCCGAGAAGGGUUACGGAGUGGAGCUUCUCUUUCAAGUGUUUGAAAUCGAGGAGGAGCCCGACUGCGGCUACGAUUAUGUGGAGCUCUACGACGGGGCUGACAUCAAGUCCCCGAGGCUGGGCCGAUUCUGCGGAUCGGGGGCCCCGGAGGAGAUCUACUCCGCUGGGGAUUCCCUGGUGGUCAAAUUUCACUCGGAUGACAGCAUUGGUAAAAAAGGUUUUCACCUGCACUACACAAGCACCAAAUUUCAGGACACGCUACACGUGAGCAAGUGACUGUACGAAAGCCAAAACCUUACUCGACUUAAACAUUUUGUCCGCCGCUCCCAUUCCGGCGAGGAGCAGACAUGUGGAAUCGCACCCCAACACCCGCGAAUGUACCACUCACGUCUGUUCGAGUGAAGCAAGGUGACAUAUUUACUCCGUGUGUUACAGCUAUCGGAUAAACACUAAGGACUAGUUUUCAACAAGGAUUUGGGACGUUUUUUUUUUUUUUGCCUCACACAGCCUGUAAUGACCCUUUUUUGUAGCCUGGUGAAGAUUUAAAAUGCAGACGUCGUGGAAAAACAGCGGUUCUUUUUACAUGAGAUCCGAUGCAAGAGCUGUCUCGUGCUUGGUAACUCGUAUAAGAAAUUGAUUGUCUUUAUGAUGCAGGGCACUUUUAAGCGUCGACGUUGUUCAGUUAAUAUCCUCGAGUUGGGAUGAAUUGCGUUGGAGCGUUUUGGACUGAGCAGAAGCGCUUUCGGCAGCGUCGGCGAAUGGAGUUGAUGUCAUUCAUUCUGUGCUGCGUCGCAUUGAGUCAAUGGUCACAUGAUCACGUUUGAACAAAGCAGUUGAGGUGUUUUGAGUGUUUCUGCACAUCGAGUUUGUGGGGAGUAAGGGGGUGGGGGGGGGGCAAUGUUAGUCCCGCUAUUUGCUUUACUUGCACUAAAAUGAUAACCCGCAAACUGUUUUCCUGUGUCACCUUCUUUACUUCAUUGCCAGUUGUGAUUUUUGUUUCAAGCUCGUAAUCGGAACAUUGUGUGAUGUAGCUACCGACGGAAAAUGUGGUAGUUUGUUGUUCGUUUAAAAAUAAUAAUAAUAAUAAAUCAGACAUUUUCCAAAAUGACAAACAGGAUACUGUACUGUUUUUAUGUUCCCAUUGAUAUGUUUUUUUUUUUUUUUUUCCUGAGUACCACGUUGAUGCAUCGCUAAAACAAUAAAGCCAACAAUCCAAUAAAAUCACUCACGUUUUGGAGCUGAAAAUAUUUAUUCGAUGUAUCGCAAACAUAUUCGUGCCUCGUAGAGCCCGUCUACGAGCGUUUAAAAAAAAAAAAAAAA
Messenger RNA from Hippocampus comes (tiger tail seahorse), 4771 nucleotides. Its product is annotated as bone morphogenetic protein 1-like. The record is from RefSeq and is a predicted model, not a curated record. Gene Ontology annotation, molecular function: zinc ion binding; metalloendopeptidase activity; calcium ion binding. The transcript has 21 exons. Gene Ontology annotation, biological process: proteolysis. The coding region runs from base 875 to 3727 and encodes 950 amino acids. NCBI's taxonomy places the organism in Eukaryota, Metazoa, Chordata, Actinopteri, Syngnathiformes, Syngnathidae.